UUUAAAAACAUAAUUCCAUUUCCAUAGAAUGUGAAGGGUCGUCGUCGUCUUCAACUGCCCUAGCGAGGUCCAGAGCAUCGACCUUUCGAGGAUAUAGCAGGCAGAAAGGUGUUGAAGAGUCACUAUUUGUACAUGGCAGCUUCAAAGAUUCAAGCCCUAUGGAACCACCCAGCAGGCCCUAAAACUAUUCACUUUUGGGCUCCAACCUUUAAGUGGGGUAUCAGCAUUGCCAAUAUUGCAGACUUCGCCAAGCCACCAGAAAAGAUCUCCUAUCCUCAACAAGUUGCUGUUACUUGCACUGGAGUUAUUUGGUCACGUUACAGCAUGGUGAUUACACCGGUAAGCCGAAAUUCUACUGUUAUAACCUUUUGCUUUAUAGCUAUCAUCUUGCAAGAGACUGCUUUUGGAAAACUUGAAUUUACUUGAUUCUCCAUUCCAUAA
Messenger RNA from Asparagus officinalis (garden asparagus), 441 nucleotides. Its product is annotated as mitochondrial pyruvate carrier 4-like. NCBI's taxonomy places the organism in Eukaryota, Viridiplantae, Streptophyta, Magnoliopsida, Asparagales, Asparagaceae. Gene Ontology annotation, biological process: pyruvate import into mitochondria. Gene Ontology annotation, cellular component: mitochondrial inner membrane. The transcript has 4 exons. The record is from RefSeq and is a predicted model, not a curated record. Bases 133 to 426 code for a protein of 97 amino acids.